AGAGAAGGGAAAUGACUUUUCCCAUGUUUCCCAGUAAGCCAGUGUCAUAUCAUAAUCGAGUAUAGUCAAGUCUCUUAACCUGUUGUUUCAUUCAGUGGACCAUGGAUAACACUCAUAAAUCUUUUCAGAAUAAUCGAGUAACACUUGAGAAACUAGAGGCAGUUUAAGCUAGAAGAAGGGCAAUGGGUAGAGGAAAACAAAUUUAGAAAACACUGCUAUGGAAAAAUUCUGUUGAAAUUCAACAGGAGAUAAGACCCUAAUUCAGCAAAAACCCGAAGUACACAUUUCAUUUUAAGCAUACUGUCUUGGAACUAAUGCUAUAUUUAAACUUAAACAUGUACCUCAAAUGCUUUGCUGGAUUAGGGCCUAAACCAACAAGUGCCUAUAAAAAUUUAAAAGUUCCUAUAGAAAUUAUUGCCAAAAGCUAUAGAGAAUGAUUUCCUUUCUCCAGCAUUGUAAGCUUAUCCCACAGUAUCUUGUAGAAAAUACUGUAUCCCUGGUUUAAAGAUUUUACGGGAACCCUAAGUCUAUAAAGGCUUUUCCUGUAAAACGUUUGACUUAAGAAAGAAACUAAAAAUAAUACUGCAGCCACUUCUGAUAUGGUAUAAUUUCCUGAUUACCAAAGCAUGUAUUGAAAUCUCAGGCAGAGCAAUCGUGAUAGUCUAGAGAGUAUCUGUAUACGUUUUUCUAUGAUGAAACAUCAGGAACUGCUGUCUACUGUGUUGCAGUCACAUAGGAUUAAGUAAUGUUUUAGUCGUCAGCCCCACUCCUUUUCAGGUUCAGGGAUUUCCCUGUCCUGCAUUAUCCAUGUGUUUGAUCAACCCUCUGUUUUGCAUACCUAGUGCCAGCAGAGUAUAAAAGGCAUUCACGAUUCAACAGGGACACAGUACCACUGAGAUUAAAGACCUAAACUUUGGCAGAGAAGACUACAGACUUGGAAAAACUUCUCGCGAAAGCAAGAGAAGCCUCCUCCUCAUCACCUAAAUCACAGUAUCAGGGUUGGGAAGUACCAGCAUAACUUAAAAUACACAAAAUGCUGUGCCCUUGGCAAUUUGCGUUCAAGACUCAAGCCAGUAAGAACCAGUCCUUUGAAGAGAAAGAUGUAAAUAAUAAUGUGGAAAAAGCAGCCAUGAAAGAUCACAGCUUAAUGAAAGAAGACGCCAAUAACCUGAGCAAGAAACAGAAUGAGAUGCCCUAUGUCAAAACUGCAGCUGAGAAACCUCCACAAAAUGGCAUCAAGCCAGUGAACCAAAAGCCGAGGUGCCCAAGAUAUGUAAAAAUUAAAAACAUGGAAAAUGGCACCAUCCUUCAAGAUACAUUGCACCUUCAGGCAAAGGAGGUUAUGAACUGCAGGACCAAGGCUUGCCAAGGGGCACUGAUGACCCCAAAAGGUUUUUCGAGAGGCCCUAGAGACAAGCCAGUCCCACCAGAAGAGCUUCUACCUCAGGCAAUAGAAUUUGUCAAUCAGUACUACGGCUCGUUCAAAGAACCAAAAGUAGAAGAACAUCUGGCCCGAAUGGAAGCAGUUAAUAAAGAGAUAGAAACAACAGGAACCUAUCAGCUGACCAAAGAUGAACUUAUCUUUGCAACAAAACAGGCCUGGAGAAAUGCUCCAAGGUGCAUAGGAAGAAUCCAGUGGUCCAAUCUACAGGUGUUUGAUGCACGUGACUGUAAAACAGCCAAGGAAAUGUUUGAACAUAUCUGUCGCCAUAUUGAAUACUCCACAAACAAUGGAAAUAUAAGGUCGGCCAUCACCGUCUUCCCUCAACGGACUGAUGGGAAACAUGAUUUUCGCAUAUGGAAUGGCCAGCUCAUCCGAUACGCUGGGUACCAAAUGCCAGAUGGGUCCAUCAUCGGAGACCCAGGCUGUCUGCAGCUGACACAGUUGUGCAUUGAUCUUGGGUGGAAGCCUAAGUAUGGUCGCUUUGAUUUAGUUCCACUGAUUAUCCAAGCAAACGGCCAAGACCCGGAAAUAUUUGAACUGCCUCCAGAAAUUAUCCUUGAAGUGCCAAUGGAGCAUCCAAAGUACGAAUGGUUUAAAGACCUGGAUCUGAAGUGGUAUGCGAUGCCUGCUGUGGCCAACAUGUUGCUCGAAGUGGGAGGCCUGGAAUUCACUGGCUGCCCUUUCAACGGCUGGUACAUGGGCACCGAGAUAGGCGUGCGAGAUUUCUGUGAUGUGCAACGGUACAACAUCCUUCAGGAAGUAGGAAGAAGGAUGGGUCUGGACACAAACAAACUUUCUUCACUGUGGAAAGACCAAGCUGUUAUAGAGAUCAACAUUGCUGUGCUUUAUAGCUUCCAAAAGCAAAAUGUCACCAUCAUGGACCACCACUCUGCUGCUGAGUCCUUCAUGAAAUACAUGCAGAAUGAGUACCGUGUUCGAGGAGGUUGUCCGGCAGACUGGGUUUGGCUUGUGCCUCCGAUAUCAGGGAGCAUUACCCCAGUAUUUCACCAGGAGAUGCUGAACUAUGUGCUUUCACCGUUCUAUUACUACCAAGAGGAUGCUUGGAAAACUCACGUCUGGCAUGAUGAAACACGCAGGCCAAAGAAAAAGGAGAUAAAGUUUAGUGUUUUUGCAAAGGCCGCAUUCUUUGCCUCUUCAUUGAUGCGGAAAAGAAUGGCAGCCCGGUCUAAAGCAACUGUGAUAUAUGCGACAGAGACGGGGAAAUCUGAAACCCUGGCCAACAAUCUGUGUGACUUAUUCAACUGUGCCUUCAAUACCAGGAUUCUUUGUAUGGAUGACUAUAAGAUCAGUGACCUGGAGAAAGAAAAUCUCCUUCUGGUGGUAACCAGCACUUUUGGAAAUGGAGAUUCACCUGGCAAUGGAAAGAAAUUGAAGGAAGCCCUGUUCACUAUGAAAAAGCUGAACAAAAAAUUCAGAUAUGCUGUGUUUGGCCUGGGAUCAACCAUGUAUCCAGAGUUCUGUGCCUUCGCUCAUGCCAUUGACCAAAAACUUGCACAGAUAGGUGCCUCUCAGAUCACUACAACGGGUGAAGGGGAUGAACUCAAUGGACAGGAAGAAGCCUUUCGUGCCUGGGCAGUGAAUGCAUUCAAGACUGCCUGUGAGAUCUUUGAUGUCCGUGGGAAAAACAGCAUUCAGGUACCCAAGAUGUAUACCUGUGAUGAUUCCUGGAAUCCUAAGAACUACAGGGUGGUAUACGACUCCCAGACUUUGCACUUGAGUAAAGGACUUGCUGACAUACAUGCAAAGAAUGUGAUUCCAAUGAAGCUCACAUUUAGGCAGAAUCUGCAAAGUUCAAAAUCCAGUCGUGUCACCAUCCUUGUUAAGCUUUCCUGUGAGACUAAUCAGGAAAUGCAGUACCUGCCCGGAGACCACAUUGGGAUUUUCCCAGGCAACCAGCCAGAAUUAGUUCAGGGCAUCACUGAGCUUCUUAAAGAUGCACCCCCAGCUGAUCAGACCGUCCGAUUGGAAACCUACAAUGAUGGUGGCUACUGGACAAGUGACAAGAAAAUUCCACCCUGCACACUCUCAGAAGCCUUGACAUACUUCCUGGAUAUCACCACCCCACCCUCACAGCAGCUGCUAAAAAAGCUCUCCCAGCUGGCAACAGAGGAAGGAGACAGACAGAGACUGGAAGUCUUAUGUCAUAGCUUAGAGAAGUACAACGACUGGAAGUUUUUCAACAGUCCCACCAUCCUGGAGGUCCUGAAGGAAUUCCCUUCCAUUAAGGUCUCAACACCUUUCUUGCUGACUCAGUUGCCUUUGCUGAAGCCCAGAUAUUACUCCAUCAGCUCCUCACAAGACAUGUCACCCAGAGAGGUCCAUCUGACAGUUGCGGUGGUCAACUACAGGACAAAGGAUGGUCAAGGUCCCUUACGUCAUGGAGUUUGCAGUACAUGGCUGAAUACAAUAAAUCUCAGUGAAACAGUCCCAUGCUUUGUACGCAGUGCUGCCGGAUUCCAGCUCCCGAAGGACCCAUCCACGCCAUGCAUUCUGAUUGGCCCAGGGACAGGAAUUGCUCCAUUCAGAAGCUUCUGGCAGCAGCGUCUCCAUGACUUGGAAAAGAAAGGAAUCAAAGGCAGCGGCAUGACAUUACUGUUUGGCUGCCGGCAAUCAGAUACGGAUCACAUCUACAGGGAAGAAACUCAGGAGAUGAAGAGAAAGGGAGUACUCAAAGAGGUCUACACUGCUUACUCCAGGCAGCCUGGCCAAGCAAAAGUCUAUGUUCAAGACAUUCUUCAGAGCAAGCUGGAGACAGAAGUUCACCAACUCAUCCAUGAAGACAAAGGGCAUCUGUAUGUCUGUGGAGAUGUGCGCAUGGCCAGGGACGUUGCCCAGACCUUGAAGGAGAUGUUUGCUAAGAGACUGAAGCUGACCGAGGAUCAGGCUGAAGAGUACAUCUCCCAGCUCAAGAGCCAGAAGCGAUACCAUGAAGACAUAUUUGGGGCUGUGUUUCCACGUGACCACAAACGAGCUUCAAAACUCACCAGCCAAAGAACAGAUCAGCAGUUAACAUUUUAAUCAAAAUUUGCACAUGCAUUGUUAUUUUCAAACAGCAAGGGGCCAAGUCUUUCUGAUGCAUGUCAAUGAUGCGCAUGUGUCUGAGGGUAGGCCUUGGCCCUUUCAGGUUUAGUUUUAGGUCAACGCAAAAGACUAAAUGUAUUUUAUUUAAUUAAAUCCUUAUUGCUAUUUAUUCUGUGAUUUCUUUUUAAUGAAUAUUUUGUUAUAAUCUGGAUAGUCAAGAGGCAGAUUUUUUUUUUUUAACCCUGUCUAGAAUAGGGUGUGCUCUGGCUAGUUGAAAAUACAGAAAAAUAUCUGCUGCUUCUGCUACUGAAGAAAAUAUAGAUUUUUAUAUAU
Molecule: messenger RNA, 4819 nt
Organism: Gavialis gangeticus (Gharial)
Lineage: Eukaryota; Metazoa; Chordata; Crocodylia; Gavialidae
Gene: NOS2
Product: nitric oxide synthase 2
Exons: 27
Coding region: 1034-4483 (1149 amino acids)
Biological process (GO): nitric oxide biosynthetic process
Molecular function (GO): FMN binding; nitric-oxide synthase activity; heme binding
Source: RefSeq, a predicted model, not a curated record